Penicillium cosmopolitanum is the source of this 924-nucleotide messenger RNA. RefSeq names its product NmrA/HSCARG family protein. The record is from RefSeq and is a predicted model, not a curated record. Bases 1 to 924 code for a protein of 307 amino acids. The transcript has a single exon. Lineage: Eukaryota; Fungi; Ascomycota; Eurotiomycetes; Eurotiales; Aspergillaceae.
AUGUCCCAAGGUGUUGCAUUUGUGACUGGAGCAACGGGUCACCAAGGCGGCGCUACUGCACGUGAACUUCGAAAGUCCGGAAUAGAAGUUCAUGCGCUUGUCCGAAAUCCAUUUUCUGAAUCCGCCGUUGAGCUCCAACGGCUGGGAGUCCAACUAUUCCCUGGCGAUUUCGACAACAUAUCCUCACUCAAAGCCGCAAUGCAAGGUGUGACUGCGAUAUUCCUUAACGUAUCGCCCACGCGUUCCGACCCUGCACGCGAGGUGAUACAUGCCAAGAAUAUCAUAGAGACUGCCUCUUCAUCCGGCACUGUCACUACGAUUGUUUAUUCCAGUGUUGCGAUGACGGGAAAACACGAAACUUUCCCGAACUGGGGCCCUGACUAUCCAAUGGCAUGGUAUUGGCAAAGCAAAGCUCAGAUUGAGUCCCUUGUACGGGAAUCUAACGCUGAAUACUGGACUAUUCUCCGACCCGCAUUCCUUAUGAACAACUACCACAUGCCGACAGCUUCCUUUAUGUUUCCUGACUUGGUUCAGAAAAGGGUCUUUUUGACAGCAUACAAGCCUGGCACUGCUAUGACCUUAGUUGACCCUGGCGAUGUUGGGAAAUUUGCUGCUGCAGCGAUUGUUAACCCUUCGGCCUUUAACAAACAUGAAAUAGACUUGGGUGUCGAAUCUCUUACGCCAGCCGAGAUCGUGAAGGAGCUGACUUGCGUGAGUGGAAAAGACGUUGCUCUUCAAUUUUAUAGCGAGAAAGAAGCAGCAGACCUCGCAGCGAAAAACCCGGUACUCCGUGCCCAGCUGUGGGCAAACGAUGUUGGAUACCAAGUUGAUUUUGAGGGGCUAUUGAAGUACCCGAUUCGCUUGACCACAUUUUCUGAAUAUCUAGAAACCCACCGGGAUGAGGUUAUGCACACAUUUAUCUGA